Molecule: messenger RNA, 2722 nt
Organism: Pteropus alecto (black flying fox)
Lineage: Eukaryota; Metazoa; Chordata; Mammalia; Chiroptera; Pteropodidae
Gene: GSDMB
Product: gasdermin B
Biological process (GO): defense response to bacterium; pyroptotic inflammatory response
Molecular function (GO): phosphatidylinositol-4-phosphate binding; phosphatidylserine binding; phosphatidylinositol-4,5-bisphosphate binding
Source: RefSeq, a predicted model, not a curated record
GAGGAGAAUCUGGUAUUGGCGGUGGUCACCCCACCUUAGUGUAUAGCGACCACCUUGCCUUCUAGAAACAGGGAAGGCAAAUAAUCCCAAGUCCUGGUUGUCUUAGAACUGUUGGAUCUUCCUUGACCCCAGGCUGCCAAAGGCAGAAGAUUUAGAAACCUGAACCAAUAUCCCCCAGACUGAAAUUGGCUUCCUUUUCCCAGUUGUUCCACACACAAUGCCCAGUGUAUUUGAGACAAACACAAGAAUUGUGGUCCAAGAGUUGGACGCUGGAGGUGAUAUGAUUGCUGUCAGAAGUAUCCUUGAAGCUGACAGACUUCAUUGCUUCUGUCUGGUGAGGAAGAAUUUCUUGGGCUGCCGGUACUACAGUACAGACCUCACCCUGGAGGACAUACUGGAGAGAGGGGAGAGUGAAGGGCAGUUUGAUAAGCUGUAUUCUGUGUUCUCAGGUCAAAAGGCUGAGUUCCAAGUUGUGGACUCAGUAGACUCAAAGGGGAUGUUGACAAUGAAAUUGCCCCAACCAAUAACCAUUGCAGUCUUCCAUGGGUCCCAGGAACAGAGAAUCGAGAUAUUGGAGCCCCGGAUAUCCCAGCAAUAUCUGAAUUCCCUUGAGAACAGGAAGCUGAAGAGAAAACUACCCACUUCAUUCCAAUCAAUCCAGACAAUGAGAGAAGACCUGUAUUUGGCGACUGAAACUCUGGAGACAGCAAAGAAGGAAACCCUGAAAAGUGAAUACAGAUUUGCAUUUUGGAGCCAGUUGGAUCUUUGCAGUCUGAAAUAUGAACGCAAGCACCAAAGGGCAGUGACUGUCCCCGCCAAGUAUGUCCUGGGCUAUCGAAUAAAGCAGCUAGUCUUCCCCAACAUGGAGAUGAUGAAGAAAGACAGUUCAUCUCACCUAGGGAAGUCCUUGAAUUUGAAGGAUAUCAGAAAUAUGAAGGAAAGGGUGCAGGACACGGUGAGAGGCCUCCAGGAUCUGACUGAAGAGGAGCAAAAAGAUGCGCUAAGCUGCCUCACUAAGUGCCUCACCAAGGAUGAGCAGCUGCAAGAUCUAGAGCAAAGAAUGUCCGAGGUCCUGAUCUCUGGUGAGCUACAGAUGGACAGCCCAGCAGGUCCUCUCAUAAGCAGCCUUUUUAAUGCUGCUGGGAUCUUGGUAGAGACGCGCACAGAGGCCAUUAUGGAUUUCUUGGAUGCCGUGAUGGAGCUGUUUGAAGAGAAGGAGCUUGUGGGUGAGGCCCUAGAGAAGGGGACCCUGCCUCUCUUGAAGGAGCAGGUGGAGUCUGUCCUGGAUCAGAACGGGGGUGAGCAGCCCGAAUGUGUGGGCUGCGACCCUGAGGCACAGAUUCUCCAUGCCCUCUAUGUUGCUGUCUCCAUCCUGCUGCAGCUGAGUGAGAAGCCUGCCUCUGCGUCAUCCUAACUAUAUGUUAGCUCUUUAACCAUUCUCUCCACAAACUUCUGGGUGCUCCCCUCCCCGGCCUAUCCUCAUCCCACCCUGCUUCUCCCCCAGUCACCAGAAUGAUGUCUUUAAAACAAGCAGUUGGCUCUUCUUUGAUACAUCCCAUUCCCUACAUGAUAAUGUACAAAAACCAGCCUGGUUUGUAUGCAUAGAUUUCUGACUAAAAGUGGCAGAGGGAUCAUAUUAAUUUCUUCUCCCUCCUGAAACCUCACUAAAUGACAGUAAAGCAAUAGAAAAGAUAUGAACCGAGAAGAGUAAAGAGAGUGAGGCAGCGGGUAAGAGAUUGCAACACAUCUUUGGAAGCUAGAAAGUAAUUACAGGAGUGCAAGCUGGGGGAUGUGGGACGGAGAGGAGCAGAGGAAUGCAGGAGAUGACUUUUUCAUCAUAAGCCUUUUAGGUCUAUUUAAUAUUUUUAAGAUGAUGUAAUUAAAAGAAAUAUAUGCUUGUUAUAAAGCAUUUCAAAUAUUUCUCAAAGUCAAAGGUCAAGGUAUUCUGUGCUCCCUCAUUCCCUCUGAUAUAUAACCACUAUUAACAUUUUGGGGUAUGUUAACAUUUUUCUGGUGCAACAGUUUUUAAAAAUGUAAUUUAAAAAUGAAUCUAGGAUGAUAUAAAUUUGUUUUGGAUCUUUGGAACUAAGUUAUCUUUUCUUUUAAAUAUGUAAAGAUAUUACACGCAACGGGAAUUCUCGUAAAUGCUGUUAGGAGUAUAUAUUGGUCAAGCACUUAGGAAGGUUGCUUGACAGUAUCUACUGAAGCUAAACAUAUGGCCAUGACCCAGCAACUCCACUUCCUAGGCAUCUUCCUGAGAGAAAUGAGUGCACGUAUUCAUCAAAAGACAUGCGUAUACAGGAACGUUAACAUAAGAGCUCCAAGCUGAAAACUCUUUGAACGUCCAGUAACAUUAGGAAGGAUACAUAUAUUGUGGUAUGUUUAUACAAUAAAAGAGAACAAAUUGCUGCUAUGUGUAAAAAUGUGGAUAACUCUCACAUACAUAAUGCUGAGCAGAUGAAAGAACAUAAUUAUGUUUGAGUCCUCUGAGAAGCAGAUGCCAAAAUGGAAUUAGACGUGCAAAAGACUUAAUAGAGGAAAAGCCUGUGAAGAAAAAAUGGGACAGGGAGCAGAAAGAGGCAUGGCAGGCCUUCAAAUGACAAUGCAGGUCUAAAAACUGUGAAAGGAGUGACGGAAGGAAGGAUCGAGUAGGAAGAGUCUCAGACUGCAGUACAGUUCUGAGAGUCUCAGCCAAGCUGACCUGAACAAAGGUCAUCUACUG